UAGGCCUUGCAUUACCAUCCAGACAGAGAAGAUAAAGUGAGUGAAGUGUGCGAGUGAAUAAGGAGAAGCAGAAGAAAAAGUAGAAAAACCAAAGACGACGAGGAUGAUGAUGAUGGUGAUGAUGACGCUUUUAUGAGGAGUUGACGUGUGCUUUCCAGCUUAAUUAGGAGUAUUGUGGAUAUUAUAUAUCUUUAGCUUUCUAUUCCUGUAUUUGAUUCCCUUGUCUCCAAGUCUUUAUAAUACAAAGCGGGCAAGCAACUCACAGUUUACACUUCUCAGACAAAGCAUCUAAACCAAACCAAACCAAACCAAAGUUAAUGUUUCAAGAAACCAAGAAGAAAAACACUUGCUUUGAAGCCAUUAUUAAGAAAAGUGUUGUGUACUUGUAUAAAUAGCCGAAAGUGAAAGUAAAAAAAACUUGUCUCAUUUUGAAAUACAAGUCUGUCUGGGUGUGGUAGCCAUGAGAGGAGGGACAACAGUGUUUGUGUUAGUAUUGUGGUGGGUGCUGCUGGCGGCGGCGCCGACGUCGUACUGUGCCAAUGUGACUUACGAUCACAGAGCAUUGGUGAUCGACGGCCAGCGUCGAGUCUUGAUCUCUGGCUCCAUUCAUUACCCGCGUAGCACUCCCGAGAUGUGGCCGGACCUAGUACAAAAAUCUAAAGAUGGAGGAUUGGAUGUGAUCGAGACCUAUGUUUUUUGGAACUUACAUGAACCAGUUCGAAGCCAGUAUGAUUUCGAGGGUAGGAAGGAUUUGGUGAAAUUUGUCAAGACUGUUGCUGAUGCUGGGCUUUAUGUUCAUCUUCGUAUUGGUCCUUAUGCAUGUGCGGAGUGGAAUUAUGGUGGUUUUCCUGUAUGGUUGCAUUUUGUACCUGGAAUCGCGUUUCGAACUGAUAAUGAGCCCUUCAAGGCUGAAAUGAAGCGAUUCACAGCUAAGAUUGUGGACUUAAUGAAAGGGGAGAAACUUUAUGCUUCCCAGGGUGGACCUAUUAUUUUAUCUCAGAUAGAAAAUGAGUAUGGAAACCCUGGCAUUGAGUCCGCAUUUGGGUCUGCUGGCAAAUCCUAUGUAAAUUGGGCAGCAAACAUGGCUGUGUCUUUGGAUACAGGGGUGCCCUGGGUCAUGUGCCAGCAAGCUGAUGCUCCUGAUCCCAUUAUUAACACUUGCAAUGGAUUUUACUGUGAUCAAUUCAAACCUAAUUCUAACCAGAAGCCAAAAAUGUGGACUGAGAAUUGGAGUGGAUGGUUUCUCUCGUUUGGUGGUGCUGCGCCCUACAGACCUGUGGAAGAUCUCGCAUUUUCUGUGGCUCGCUUUUUUCAGCUUGGUGGAACUUUACAAAAUUAUUAUAUGUACCAUGGUGGGACUAACUUUGGUCGGACUACUGGUGGGCCCUUCAUUUCCACAAGUUAUGAUUAUGAUGCUCCACUUGACGAGUAUGGACUUAUUAGACAGCCUAAGUGGGGCCACUUAAAAGAUGUGCACAAGGCAGUGAAGCUUUGUGAAGCAGCAUUGGUGGCUACUGAUCCAACAGUUACUUCUCUUGGUUCAAACUUGGAGGCUGCAGUUUAUAAAACAGGAUCCAAGUGUGCAGCCUUUCUUGCCAAUGUGGGCACCCAAUCUGAUGCAACUGUGAAAUUCAAUGGCAAUUCGUAUCGCUUGCCUGCAUGGUCUGUGAGCAUUUUACCUGACUGCAAGAAUGUAGUUCUGAAUACUGCAAAGAUUAACUCUGCCACUAUGGUUCCAAGCUUCAUUCAUCAAUCUUUAAACAGUAAUGUUGACUCCUCUGAAGCAAUAGGCUCUGAUUGGAGUUGGAUAAAUGAACCAGUAGGUAUCUCAUUGGACAGCGCAUUUGUGAAACUUGGGCUAUUGGAGCAAAUAAAUACUACAGCUGAUAAAAGCGACUACUUGUGGUACUCAUUAAGCACUAAUAUUAAAGGCGAUGAGCCUUUCCUUGAUGGAUCUCAAACAGUUCUUCAUGUGGAAUCACUUGGUCAUGCCCUUCAUGUCUUUAUUAAUGGGAAACUUGCAGGGAGUGGAAAAGGCAACAGUGGCAAUGCUAAGGUUGCAUUGGAGAUCCCCAUUUCACUUUCAGCUGGGAAGAACACAAUCGAUCUCCUGAGUUUGACAGUGGGACUUCAGAACUAUGGAGCAUUUUAUGAAAAAACGGGUGCGGGGAUUACUGGCCCGGUAAAGCUGAAAAGUGCAAAAAGUGGCACUACUGUUGAUCUCUCUUCUCAGCAGUGGACAUAUCAGGUUGGACUUCAAGGUGAAGAAUUAGGUCUGUCUAGUGGAAGUUCUUCACAGUGGGUUUCACAAUCUACCUUGCCCAAAAACCAACACUUGACUUGGUACAAGACAAAGUUUGAUGCACCUGCUGGCAAUGACCCAGUUGCAAUAGAUUUUACAGGGAUGGGGAAGGGUGAGGCAUGGGUGAAUGGACAAAGCAUUGGACGUUAUUGGCCAGUGUAUGUUGCUUCAAAUAGUGGCUGCACUGACUCUUGUAAUUAUCGAGGAUCUUAUAGUUCAAGCAAAUGCCUCAAGAACUGUGGGAAGCCAUCUCAAACACUGUACCAUGUACCCCGCUCAUGGUUGCAAUCAAGUGGCAAUACUCUUGUAUUGUUUGAAGAAAUCGGUGGUGAUCCAACGAAGAUAUCUUUUGCCACAAGACAGACUGGAAGUUUGUGCUCACAUGUUUCAGAGUCUCACCCAUCACCUGUUGAUACAUGGGAUGCAGAUUCAACGUCAGGAAUGAAAUCAGGGCCUCUACUAUCACUGGAAUGCCCAUUUCCUGGUCAGGUCAUCUCUUCAAUCAAGUUUGCAAGUUUUGGAACUCCUGAUGGGACUUGUGGGAGCUUUGGUCAUGGCCAGUGCAGCAGCAGUAAUGCUCUUGCAGUUGUACAGAAGGCUUGUGUUGGAUCAAAGAGUUGUAGAGUUGGAGUAUCAAUUAAUACAUUUGGUGACCCAUGUAAAGGAGUAACAAAGAGUUUAGCAGUAGAAGCUUCCUGUACAAAGAGACAUGCUCAAAGACUUAACCUAUGAAUUAUAAGAGCUUUCCCCAUAGGUCUCUGCUUAAUAAGCUUUUAGAUAGGUUAUGGAAGCAAAAAAAAAAAAAAAAAUUCCUUCCAGAAAAGGAAAUGUGUCCUCAAUGUAUUCUUGCCAAAAAGAAAAAUGGCUAUCUGAUCAAUUGUGGAAUAAUAAUCGCAUGUACAAGAUAUAGUUCUGAAUAUGACUUUUGUCUAAUACGCCAUUAUAGCAACCAAGAACUAGUAUUUCACGGGAGAAGUUCUAUAUGGUUAGAACUGUACCAAUUGAUUUGCUUGAUCAAAUCAAACUACUGUUGAUGGACUA
Quercus lobata is the source of this 3343-nucleotide messenger RNA. It is a transcript of the gene BGAL8, whose product is annotated as beta-galactosidase 8. The transcript has 19 exons. Gene Ontology annotation, molecular function: carbohydrate binding; hydrolase activity, hydrolyzing O-glycosyl compounds. Bases 461 to 3034 code for a protein of 857 amino acids. The record is from RefSeq and is a predicted model, not a curated record. NCBI's taxonomy places the organism in Eukaryota, Viridiplantae, Streptophyta, Magnoliopsida, Fagales, Fagaceae. Gene Ontology annotation, biological process: carbohydrate metabolic process.